UGAGCUAACUGCGAAGAGAUUUGCAUAUUCCAAACGAAUUCCUGCUACAAAGCACAGCUACAGUUACAGAAGAAGACAUCUUAGAGAUGAGAUGGAACCUCGAUGAUCGGGGAGGAUCAGACGACGUCCUGCUUGGCACGAUGAUUACGUGAUGGACUUUCUGGUGCGAAAGUCCACUGUAAAGCAGAGGUUGAGGGCUGGAGAUAACCUUCAACAGCCUGAGGAGAUGGAAGUGCCACCUCCUCAGCCUGUGCUUGAUUUUCCUGAGGAGGAGCUUGAGCAAGCUGAAGAGAUGGCUCUGCCAUCUACUCAGAUUGUAGUAGUUCAUCCUCAGGAAGGUCAAGCACAGACUGUGAAGAUGGCACUGCCAUCUGUUGUGUCUGCAAAAGUUCUGAUCACGGAGGAGAAAGAAGUGACUGUUGAGAUGGAUUUGCCAUCUUCUCAGACUGUUAAAGAUUAUCGUUCCUGGUUCCCACAUAGCUUCGGGCCAUGGCUGAAGGUGAGUCCUCAGUACCGGCCACCACCUAGGAGGAAAGAGGAAAGGCAUCACACAAAGUGGUUUCAACGUAAAGUUUGGAUGUAUCUUCAGACCAUUAAACAAAUGCAGAAAUGUGGGAACCAAUUUAAUUUAGUUGUGACCAGGAUGUGUGACAAUUCUGAAUUUUAUACAGCAGUUCUAAUAUAUGUGACAUAUCCACACUUUAGGAAUCGGAAGAAAUUUUAUCGUGGAGAAUAAUUUUCAUUCUUUUUUUAUUUGAUUGGUGGAUAAACUUUAAUUUCUGUGAUGGACACCAACAAUCAAACGUAUUUUUAAAAAUCGAUGAUGGAGAAUAAAUUUAAAUUGAUCUUCGACAACAAUGGACCAAUGCGCUUGCAUAUAAAAGAAACCUGAUGAAAAAUUGAUAUAUGUGAAUAGCAUUGACGAUAUCUGAAAAGAAAAAAGGACUUUCAGCGGAAUAGUGAUUAUGGUAAUGUAUAUGUAUUGUGUGUGCCCUUUGCGAAGCUAUAAACCAAAAGAGAUAUUAACCUUGCGUAUAAAACUAGUAAUUUAAAUUCAAAAUUUAUGUAUUUAAUGAUGAAUGAAAAGUUGAAAUGAAAACAAUGUCUUUUUGUUGUUGUUGUUGUUGUCCUCGCCAUAAAAUGGUCGGGGUAUUUUAAAUGUCAUCCCUUUCUGUCCGUCAUUGUCAUUUUUCCAGACUUUUUUUGUUUGUUUGUUUUUUUUGUUUUUGUUUUUUUUUUUUUUUUGUUUUUUGAUGUGCUUGUAGAUAAUGAGCUGUACUCUUUUCACAAAAAACCCUUACAGCUGAGCUUAUAUUAAAAAGCUGAUAGCUCGGUAAUUUCUUUGUUCAAUAAAGAAUUUUUUUUCAAACAAAUAUUCACAAUAAAUUUCAAUGUAACAGAAAUAGAGAAAUUUUGUGACCUAGUCUAAUUUAGAUACUUUGUGGACAAUAUUGUCUAAGUUGUAAGAUAUUCUGUGAAAAGAUCCGCUGAUUUUUGGUAUUCUCUAUGUAUUGAUGACUUAAAUUUAAUUAAAAUCGAUAGCUACACAACACGUAACGGAAUACUAGACAAACAUCGCCUUUGUGAAUGAAUAUAUCUUACUGUCACUAUAGGAUAGAAUCGGAGAUGCGUUAGCCAAAGUGUUACUGAAAUAAUACGAAUCACCACACACUGUUGAUAAGCUGACUAUCUUAAACUAAUAGUAUUUUUUUAUGAUUUCAUUUUAACCUGUUGCAUUUAAAAAUUUAAACUUUCAGUACAAUGCAAAUUCCGAACGUGUAAUACAUAUAUUAUCGAAAUAAUAAGUACUUUGUAAAAAUUAUUUCGGAAGUAAAAAUUAAGUUACAGAAUUAUGUAACAUUGCAAUUUGCAAGUAGACUAUGAACAAAGAAAAUUAACGAAAGCCCCUCCCCCCUUUUAAAAAAACAACAACAAACAAAAACAACAAACGCAGGGUGCGCACCCGGUGCGCCGGCUUUGGAUCAGCCUCUACUCGCUUGAUGAUCAUUUUUUUAAAUGAAAUAAUUUUUUUCUCCAAAUUUCCAGCACUCUUUUGUCAUUAGGAUCUAUGUUCCAGUUCAGUGUUGCAUAUAAAAUUCAUGCAUACUUUAAGAAUUUCAUCGUCUCAAAACUUCGUUAAAUUUAAGCCAUUGUUUGAAAAAUCCAGCCCCUUCUAUCUUGUUCGUACAUGUGUAUGAACGGUAUGAGUAGUUGUUGGGAGAUUUCUCAUCGGGUUUACAUUUAUAUGAUUAUAUUUAUGCCGUCUCUGUUUUUGUAUUGCAUUUCAUUGAAAUUUCGUAAAAUAAAUAGAUACAAAAAACUCA
Saccostrea echinata is the source of this 2324-nucleotide messenger RNA. RefSeq lists its product as uncharacterized. The transcript is spliced from 4 exons. The coding region runs from base 152 to 736 and encodes 194 amino acids. The record is from RefSeq and is a predicted model, not a curated record. Lineage: Eukaryota; Metazoa; Mollusca; Bivalvia; Ostreida; Ostreidae.